AUGUAUAAGAAGUCGAAAUCACAGGAACUACUCAGCCACCCCGUAGUAGUCAAUGUUGGCACCGAAGAUGCAGUCGAUAACUACACACUGCGACCCAUGCACAUCGCAGACGCUCCGAGUAACAGCGAGGUCGCCAGAGUCAUUAGACUGUUAAAAACAGAGGAAGAUUGGAAGAGUCUCAUUCCAUUCCUCAGUGGACUCCAUGCAUCGAAACGGGACCUCACCCCACAUACCACUGAGAUGCUUAUACGGAGAGCUGGUGAUCUUGGGAUGGAAGCACACGUUUUGCAAGCCGUAGCGCAAGCACGUCGAACAGGUCUGCUCAUGCGCAAUGCUGAUUUCACUCGAACGCUUCUAUUUGCUAUACGACUAAAGGCAGAAAAGGCAGGAUUUAAGGGACCUGAUGUUCAUCUUGCUCUUGGACAGGCAAAGGAACUAGUCAGGUUGCUGAAUUCCCCAGAACACACACACCCGGUUGCUGAAAAGGACCCCAAGAGGCUUCCUAGUGUUAUCGGAAUGCUACUCGAGUUGAAGGCAGCUUACACCAUGGAUGCGUUUAAAGGCCGUGACGAAGACCAGGGGGUUCGGUCAUAUGCCAAUAAACUUAUCAGCACAUGGCCAUUAGAGAAGUUCACUGUGCCAUCGGAAUGGCCAACGGCCAACUGGAGACUACGCACUUACGUACCCCUAUGGCAUGGAAUGGACCUGGCUUUGCGGGUUGAAGAAAUCAAAGCCCAACCGGAUAUUCGACAAGGCCUGGAAGCUCGAAGGGACGAAUUUGCUAAGGCCGUUGAAAGUUGCCUCCAGACUGUUGACAAGCACCGCCAAGAGGUCACCCACACUGUAUCUUGGACGAAGUCAUUACUGCAUAAAUAG
This is a messenger RNA of Trichophyton rubrum CBS 118892, 876 nucleotides long. RefSeq lists its product as uncharacterized. The transcript has a single exon. Bases 1 to 876 code for a protein of 291 amino acids. The record is from RefSeq and is a predicted model, not a curated record. NCBI's taxonomy places the organism in Eukaryota, Fungi, Ascomycota, Eurotiomycetes, Onygenales, Arthrodermataceae.